Molecule: messenger RNA, 777 nt
Organism: Bubalus bubalis (water buffalo)
Lineage: Eukaryota; Metazoa; Chordata; Mammalia; Artiodactyla; Bovidae
Gene: NDUFS6
Product: NADH:ubiquinone oxidoreductase subunit S6
Exons: 4
Coding region: 49-423 (124 amino acids)
Biological process (GO): mitochondrial electron transport, NADH to ubiquinone
Source: RefSeq, a predicted model, not a curated record
CGCGUGCGUCGGCGUGUCGGCGCGCGGGGUUGAAGGUCAGCCCGCAAGAUGGCGGCGGUGGCGACCUUCCUCAGGGUCCUGGGCCGGGGCGGCGCGGUGACGCGCGGCCUGCCCGGGGGCGCCAGGCGCUUUGGGGUGCGGACCUCGCCGACCGGGGAGAAGGUCACGCACACCGGCCAGGUUUAUGACGAUGAAGACUACAGGAAAGUUCGAUUUGUAGGUCGUCAGAAAGAGGUGAACGAGAACUUCGCCAUCGAUCUGAUAGCGGAGCAGCCCGUGAGCCAAGUCGGGAGUCGGGUGAUAUCGUGCGACGGCGGCGGGGGGGCCCUGGGCCACCCCCGAGUGUACAUAAACCUGGACAAGGAAACGAAGACGGGGACGUGCGGCUACUGCGGCCUGCAGUUCCGGCAGCAGCACCACUAGGGCAGCCGCGUGGCCGGGGCCCAGUGCAGGGCGUGCUGGAGGACCCGGGCGUCUCUCAGUCGCUGAGGCCCGGCCCCCAGGGCCCGGCCGCCUGCUCCUUCCUCCCGGGGGAGUGUGGUGGGCGUGGGAGAAGUGGCGGGCCGCUCAGGCCGGCUCAGCUCCGCCUGGCUCAGCUCCGCCCGGCACUCUGCCCCUCCUGCUCCUCAGCCGCCUGGUCUGAAAUCCCACAAAGUUAAGUACUGUUUGAAGGUGUUAACAGUCACAUGUGGACUGAUUUAAAUACUCUGUGUGUAUUUAAGAGAGUAAUGGCUAUGAUGUGUUGUUCCACAGAAAUAAAAUCCGGAGGGGAGAGGA